GGCAAUAAAGAUAGAGUUCUCUCAGACUGACCAGUAUUGUUUCCCUUGAAAAUAGAGGGCAUAAAAAUACUCUCUCUGUUCACUUCGUCAAUACACAUGAUAGAUAAACUGUAAAGUUAACAUGGAUUCAGGAACAAAGAAAUCUCAUUAUUAUGGAUGGAGUGUCUUAAAUCUGAAAAAAGAACUUACAAAAAGAGGUGCUGUUAUUCAUGGUAGAAAGGAGGAUCUAAUAGAAAGACUAGAGGCAUAUGAUAGAAAUCAAGAUUUUCGAGGAGAAGUAGUGAUUUUACCAGAACCUCUAGAUCCAGACUGGCCGGGUGAUGGAUUUCACCAAUUACAACUUGAACAUCAAAUCCAUCUGCCUAAACUAACAAAAGAGCAAAUAGAUGGAUACUUUAAGUACAGGAUGGCAGAUGACAACGAACAGAUCUCAGAUCUUAAAGCUCUACAAAAAGGUAAAAAAAUGUAUGAGAGUCAAAAGAUAUAUGCCUGCAGUAUUAAUGUAAAAGCACCAUCCAUAUUUUUCACUGGAUUUGUUGGAGCUGCUAUGCGUAAAAAACUAACGUACAACUACAAAAUUAGGAUAGACAAAGAUAAUGGUGAAGUACUAAACAGUCACUGUGAAUGUCCAUCUGGCAAGGGUCCGCAUGGCACGUGCAAGCACAUAGCAGCUGUGCUUUAUAUGUUGCAUGAUUUUGUACAAAGCGGAUCUGACCCAAAAGUUCAACAGUCCUGCACAGAAAUGUUACAAACUUUCCAUAAGCCCAAGAAACAAUAUGCUGGAACACCUGUAAAAGCAAAAGACAUCCCAAACACCUCAAGAAAAUGUAAGCUGACGGACCCAAGGCCACCGGAAUAUCGAAAUAUUGAAGGCUAUGAAGAUCAUGUAAGGAGUACAGUUUUGAAUUACUGUGCAAACACAUCAAAGGACAUUACAAUGAAGUAUAUGUGGGAAAGGGCUGAUUUGCAAGCAGCUGCAAAUGAUCAUAAUUACUUGGAUCUACCUGUCACAGAACACUGGGUUGACAAUUCCUAUGUAUGCUCAGAUAGCACCAUUAAAGAGUUGGAAAAGAAAACGCGAAAACAAGCAGACUGUAAGAGAUGGAAGGAAGAAAGAUUGUGGAGGAUAACAGCUUCUCGUUUUGGUGAGGUAUGUAAGCUUACAGCACGAAGGAACAUGAAUAAACUAUGUAACUCUUUCAUGAAGACAUCAAGACUUUGCAAUAAAGCAAUAAUUCAUGGAAAACAGUAUGAAUCAAAGGGAUUAAAAGUGUUCCAAUCAAAAUCAGGAUUGAACGUUCAGAAGUGUGGUCUAUUUAUUUUCAAUGAAAGACCAUAUAUAGCAGCAUCGCCUGAUGGUCUCAUAGGUAGUGAUGCCUUAGUUGAGAUAAAAUGUCCAUACACCGGAAGAGAUAAUAUGAUAGCACCAGGAAAAUUAUUCCCAUAUUUAGAGUAUCGAGAUGGGGAGAUAGAAUUAAAGCAAACAAGCAAUUACUAUUAUCAAGUUCAAGGACAACUGUAUAUAUGCAAAAGACAAUGGUGUUAUUUCAUUGUUUACACAUUCAAAGACAUUCUCAUCAGAAAGAUAAUGAUUGACAAAGAAUACUGUGAGCAUAGUCUGUUACCAAAACUUGAAGUCUUCUAUGAAAAGUAUCUUCGUAAAUAUAUAGCUGCUCAACUAUAA
This is a messenger RNA of Ruditapes philippinarum (Manila clam), 1684 nucleotides long. RefSeq lists its product as uncharacterized. Bases 122 to 1684 code for a protein of 520 amino acids. The record is from RefSeq and is a predicted model, not a curated record. Gene Ontology annotation, molecular function: zinc ion binding. NCBI's taxonomy places the organism in Eukaryota, Metazoa, Mollusca, Bivalvia, Venerida, Veneridae. The transcript has 2 exons.